UAGUCGUCCCCUCCCACAAAUGCAGCAUCACCCAGUGAAUUACAUUAGGGUGGUUUUCCCCCCAGCCUCGGGCUUUGUUUGGGUUUGAUUGUGUUUGGCUGUUCGCUAAGCUGAUUUAUGCAGCAGAGCCCCAUCGGCUGGAGAGAAACAAAAGCUCUUUUCUUUGUCCCGGAGCGGACUGCGGAGCCCUCUCUCGCUUCGCGGCCGCCGGCCAUCGGUUGUCCCAGGAGCUGUCUGCGGCCGAGACCUCGGGGCCAGCCGUUCCGAGCUGGGAGGGCCGCGGGGGCCCUGAGAUGCGGAGAGCUGCCCUGGCCCGCGUACCUGCACCGCCUACUCCGAGCCGCGGGGUCCGGCUGCCUGGCCUGCGGGAAACGUCGUAGGGACUCUCGGCCCCGAGGUGCGCCCCGGAGGCGCGAGCGCGCAUCCGGAAAGCCGCCAGGCAGCGGGCGCGGGGCGGGCUGCUUUGCAUUAUGUGCGGCUCGGCCCUGGCUUUUUUUACCGCUGCUUUGGUCUGCCUGCACAACUGCCAGCGAGGUCCUGCCUCGGUUCUCCGAGCGGCCUGGGUGUUUUCACUUUUUCUUGGACUGGGCCAAAGUGAAGACAAUAGAUGCGGGUCUUCAAACACAGUCUCCUGUGCCAGGUGCCUUGAGCUGAGUCCAGAAUGUGGAUGGUGUGUUCAAGAGGAUUUCAUUUCAGGUGGAUCAAGAAGCGAACGUUGUGAUACUGUUUCCAAUUUGAUAAGCAAAGGCUGCCCACUUGGUUCAAUAGAAUUCCCAUCUGUGCAUGUAGUAUUACCGAGUGAGGAUGAAAUAAAUACCCAAGUUACACCAGGAGAAGUCUCCAUCCAACUGCGUCCAGGAGCUGAAGCUAAUUUUAUGUUAAAAAUUCGUCCUCUGAAGAAGUACCCGGUGGAUCUUUAUUACCUGGUUGAUGUAUCAGCAUCAAUGCACAAUAAUAUAGAAAAACUAAAUUCUGUUGGAAAUGACUUAUCUAGAAAAAUGGCUUUUUUCUCCCACGACUUUCGCCUGGGAUUUGGCUCAUAUGUGGACAAAACUGUUUCACCGUACAUCAGCAUCCACCCUGAACGGAUUCACAAUCAAUGCAGUGACUACAAUUUAGAUUGUAUGCCUCCCCAUGGAUAUAUCCAUGUGCUGUCUCUGACAGAAAACAUCACUGAGUUUGAAAAAGCAGUCCACAGACAGAAGAUCUCUGGAAACAUAGAUACCCCUGAAGGAGGUUUCGAUGCUAUGCUUCAGGUAGCUGUCUGUGAGAGUCAUAUUGGAUGGCGAAGGGAAGCUAAAAGAUUGCUGCUGGUGAUGACAGACCAGACAUCACAUCUUGCUCUUGAUAGCAAAUUAGCAGGCAUAGUGGUACCAAAUGACGGAAACUGCCACCUGAAAAACAAUGUCUACGUCAGAUCUACAACCAUGGAGCAUCCCUCACUAGGCCAACUUUCAGAAAAGCUAAUAGACAACAACAUCAAUGUCAUUUUUGCAGUUCAAGGCAAGCAGUUUCACUGGUACAAGGACCUUCUACCCCUUUUGCCUGGCACCAUUGCUGGUGAAAUAGAAUCCAAAGCUGCGAACCUCAAUAACCUAGUAGUGGAAGCCUAUAAGAAACUCAUUUCAGAAGUAAAAGUGCAGGUGGAAAACCAGGUACAUGGGGUCCAUUUUAACAUUACUGCCAUCUGUCCAGAUGGGACUAGAAAGCCAGGCACAGUUGGAUGUGGAAACGUGACAAGCAAUGACGAAGUUCUUUUCAAUGUAACAGUUAUGAUGACAAAUUGUGAUGUCACAAAAGGAAAAAACUAUGCAAUAAUCAAGCCUAUUGGUUUCAAUGAAACCGCUAAAAUUCAUAUAGACAGAAGCUGCAGCUGUCAGUGUGGGGAGCACAGAGCACUGAAAGGACGGUGUGUGGCUGACACUUCCAUGGAUUCCAAGUGUCCACAGUGUGACGAUGGUAAAUGUCAUUUUGACGAGGAUCAGUUUCCAUCUGAUACUUGCAAGUCUCAGGAGGAUCAGCCUGUCUGCAGUGGGCGAGGUGUUUGCAUCUGCGGGAAGUGCUCAUGUCACAAAACUAAGCUUGGAAAAGUAUAUGGAAAAUACUGUGAAAAGGAUGACUUUUCUUGCCCAUAUCACCAUGGAAGUCUGUGUGCUGGACAUGGAGAGUGUGAAGGGGGAAGAUGCCAGUGCUUCAGUGGCUGGGAAGGAGAUCGGUGCCAGUGCCCAUCAGCAUCAGCCCAGCAUUGUGUCAAUUCCAAAGGCCAGGUGUGCAGCGGAAGAGGCACAUGUGUGUGUGGCAGGUGUGAGUGCACUGACCCCAGGACCAUUGGACGCCUCUGUGAGCACUGCCCCGCCUGUCAUCCAGCCUGCAGCGAAAACUGGAAUUGUAUGCAGUGCCUUCACCCUCACAAUCUGUCUCAAGCUGUACUUGACAAAUGUAAAGCCUCCUGUGCUGUCAUGGAACAACAUCGUUUGGAGCAAGCAUCAGAAUGUUUAUCUGGCCCAAGCUAUUUGAGAAUAUUUUUCAUCAUAUUUAUAGUUACAUUCUUGAUUGGAUUGCUUAAAGUCCUUAUCAUCAGACAGGUGAUACUGCAAUGGAAUAGUAACAAAAUCAAGUCCUCAUCAGAUUACAGAAUGUCUGCCUCCAAAAAGGAUAAACUGAUUUUGCAAAGUGUUUGCACAAGAGUGGUGACCUACCGACGUGAGAAGCCUGAAGAAAUAAAAAUGGAUAUCAGCAAAUUAAAUGCUCACGAGCCCUUCAGGUGCAACUUCUAAAGAAAGAUUUUUAAAAAUACUUUGUGAGAAACUGGAUUUUUUACAGAUUUGCUCCUAGAAAGUAUAAAUUGAAAAGUCACAGGAGGAGACAAAAUUACUGAAAACCAUGCCAAUUUCUGGCUGUAUACUCUCCUGGAAAUGGGCAAGCAUCCUCACCAUCAUGUGACUCACCCAGCUGCUGAAGUUUUCAGAGAACAAUGUGUCUUACUACUGUUGGAGACUAGUGUCAUUGUAGCACUUUACUGUAAUAUAUAACUUAUUUAGAUCAGCGUAGAAUGUAGAUCAUCUGAAGAGCACUGAUUACACUUUACAGGUACCUGCCAUCCCUGUGCUUCCCAGAGAGACACAAUGCUAUGAGACAGGUUAGUAUUGUGUCCUGACCACUGUGCAGUCAUCCCAGCACAGAAUCUGCCAAUGAAAACCAUCCAGGAGUUACAUAAAUUGCCAAGCUUGUCAACAAUCGGCAUUGUCUAGAUGUGCACAACCAACUGAAUAAAUGGUUAGUGUUUCUCUCCUGCAGGAGGCAAGCAGAUAAAACCUUAAUCCUAAGGGAUAUUGUUUUUGAAACUAUAUGAUUUGAUGCAUGUGAGUUUCUGUUUCCUUCUCUUUAUGAAAUGUAUAUUAUUAACUCAAACAUUUUCUUCUUUUAACCUUCCUUUUUUGUUUUUUCUUCUUUAUGGAAUAAGUUUUUUAUAUGUCACAGAUGACUGGAUUAAAUAAGUGCUAAGUUACUACUGCCAUAAAAUCCUAUAAGACAAUGUCACUUUAUUAGAAUACUGGUUUUAAAAGCUGAAUGUUAAUAACUGUCACUGUAAAGUAUCAUCUAAACCUUCUUUGUUUGAAGAUGUAGUUUCUUGUUUUCUUACCUGUUAACUGGAUGGAUUGUUUCACCUUUUGGUUGGUCUGAUCUGUAAACUGAAAUCCACAAGGUAUUUACAAACUCUGUCUCAAAGAAAAAUACCCUAUUUUCUGAGUGGGUUCUCUUAGAUAUUUUACUCCAAGUAGCAACAUUUUUCAAAUGAAAAGCUUUAUUCUUUUUGCCCUCCCCUGCAGUCCAAGGGCAUGCUUCCUCUCAAUCAUCCCAACCCUACUCAUAAGAAUUCAGAAAAGUAUAAAAUUAAAGGAGGGUGGGUGAUAUCUUGGAAAUAAGCUAAUUCUCCAUUUUGGCUAGAGAGUGAGGCCUGAAAAAACAUUUAUAUGAUUACAUACACACACACACACCCAACACACACAAAGACCACACAAAAAGAUGCAGUGGCAGCAUUAGAAAAGAUUUUUGCCUUCCAAUUACAGGCCACUGUUCAUUGCAUAAUAUGCUACCUCUUAAAUCUUUAAAACAUCCAAUUGGCAAGUCUUUUUUAAAUAUAUUUUACUGAAGUCAUAAGUAUAUUUGCAUGAGAAUAUCUCAAAGCAAAGAAGAAUAGGUACUUUAAAUGGAAUUGUAUCAAACAGUCUUUUCCAUUAAUCACCUUCUGAUAAGAGACUGCAGUAUGGCAAACUACAGGGGAAGCCCUUCACAUAGCAGCUGUUGUAAAAUCAAGCACCUCCUAGAGCUGGCCACUGUUCACCUUGAAGCCUUGACGCUUGAAGGCCUUGAGUUCUAACUUCCAGCUGCCCUGUGUACUACACAGUGUUUUGCCUGUGACAACAGGAAUUUAGCUAAAGAAAUAUCUCCCAGAAUUGCCUCUUUCCAGCACUUGAAUGGUCUAGAUUUUUGCAAUUUGAUGAAAACUAAUCUUCGUCUUGUAUUCCACCCUAAAGACUGGAAAGCAUGCAAGUUAUUCUGGAGCUAGAAAGCAUGACAACUCUUUUAGCAGUCAUUCGCAGGCAGUGAUGAUGAUAAAGACCUUAAGUCUUGUUGUUCCCCAGUGAGGAUGGGCAGCUUUGACAUACGCUAUACUGUGGCUCCCUUAUGUUAAGAAAACUGGGGUCACUAAAGGUAAUGUGAAAACUGUAUUUUGUUUCCUAUAACAGAAUAUCCUUUCAUAAAUGCAUAAAUAAAUGGGUGCUCGACAGUCCCCAAAGGAAAAAAGUGGAAGAUAUCUAUUAAUUAAAUGCUGACAACUUAAAAGUGAACAUUACAGUGUUUACGAACAAUAGAUCGAUUUCCACAUAGAAUAAGCAAAAGCAUAAUAAAAUGAAAUCCCUGAAAAACAAGAUUUAUGCUUUUGUAGGCCCUUACUAGAUUGCACUAACUUUAAGAUAGACCAAGGCUGUUACCACAGGAAAAGACAAAUGUCCUUGCUGGAGAUUCAGUGCUGGGUGAUAAUAUGCAAUUAUAUGUGGAAUAUCUUGUGAUUUCUUUUCUUUCCCUUUUUUUUUUAAAUUUAAAGAGCUAAUUCUUAAAGAUUGUAGGACUUAACAUUUUACUUGAAUAAUUCAUGUUUUUCUGUUUAAUAGUUUGUGAAAAUUAAAAUUUGACUAGUAAGAAUGAAUAAAAGAUAAGGGGAACAGGGUAUUUUUAGAUUAAAUAAUUUAUGUGUGCAGAGCUUAGUUUCAAGUACUAUAAUCAGAGAAAUCUUUUGAGAGUCAGUGAUAUUAAAUGUAAUUAAUGGAAUUUUAAACUGUUAACAAAAUUAAGAAUAUGAAUACAUUUGGUAUGGCAGCAUUUUUAUGCCCUAAAGUAUGUAAUGAUUAAGAAAUAUUCCAUAUACACACUACAAAAGUAACUGCAUGCAACUUAUUUCUUCUGAGACAUUGUUACACUGCAGUACACCUGUAUUUAUAGACAUUUGAUGAACUUUUUAAAAUUUUUCUACUAUUUAUUAAACUCUAGACAUUCUCUGGAAGGCUUAAAAUUUCACUAAAAGUCUGAUUAUGUUCCAAAUAUUCAGUUGAGCAUAGGUUAAUGAAAAUAACAGCAACAAAAAAAGUCUAGACAUUUCCGGAGGCAAAUUUUUCAAAAUUCAAAAAAUUAAAAUUGUGGAUGUAUCCAGUACAAUACUUAAUCAAAGAAUGAAUCUCGAAUAUUUUCAAUAGUUGCUUGAUCUCCACUGAAGAUAUUUCUGUGUGUACCAAAAUGCAUCCAUGAGACACUGAACUGCCUUAUGAUAGACUCUGAAUACUUUUCUCCACAGAGUUCUAUUGCUUCUGGUACCUAGUAGACUAGGUUAGGCUCAAUGGCUUUUCCUUCCCUUCCUAGCUCCUGUGUUUUUCAUCCACUUUUGCAUAAAGUUUGCCUAAAACCUUUAAGUCCAGUAAGCCUAAUUUUGAAAACUAAUAGAAUUUAGUGAUGUAAUUAGUUCUUCAUUUCCAAAGAUCUCUUACUGAUUUUAACACUUAUUUGAAUAAAGGCAGUUCCAUUGAAAACUAAGAAUUUUUAAUUUUCACAAUUGUUUAGCCUUCUUUCCAUUUUGAAGGGUUUAAACCAUAUUUUGGAGGCUGGAGAGAUGGCUCAGCAGUUAAGAGCACUGACUGAUUUUACAGAGGGCUGAAGUUCUCAUCCCAGCCUCCACAUGGCUACUACCAACCAUCCGUAACUCCAGUUCCAAGGGAAUCUGAUCUCCUCUUCUGACCUCUGUGGGCAUUUCAUGGCAUGGGUACACUUAUAUACAUGCAGGCAAUACACUUAUACACAUAAAAUAAAAGUCAUAAUAAAAGCAUUUAAAACUAUAUUUUUGUAAAGUAGCAAAAGUCACUUGGAAGUUCAAUCAUGUGUGUAUUGUUUUUUCUUUACUCUUAAUACUUAAUUUACAACUCUCCUUAUAUGUUUUGGCCCUAAGAACCUCAUUUCAUGCUAUGCAAGCUUUUUAAAAGGAAUAUAGAACUAUUUUUCUUUCAAACCAUUGCCUUUCCAUCUUUCCUAAUUCCUGCAUAGCAAAUUAGCUAUUCAUACCUGAAUUGACAUGUCCACGGGGUGCCUCAUUGAUUCUAGGACACUCACUUUUUCAAUUUAGCAUUUCCCAAACUGUGAUGUCUGUUGAAAUUUUCAUCUUAGGUACAGUGUUUAAAAUAGCAUCUAAGUAAAAACUACACUCAUUCGAUUUAAUUAAACAUUCACAGGUACAAAAAUAUUCCUUUUCUUUUAAAUGUUUGUGAAUUAUGUUAUAACAUGUGAAGCCAACUCUUAGUAUAACUGAGCCAUCUACCACUCAGUGAGGAGCCUAACUGACUAUCAGCUGAGAUCUUGUGUAUCUCUAAGUGACAAAUGCUCUUUCAGGCUCUUGUUUAUGUUUUAUGCAAACGGCAGUGACUUCAGCAGACCUAACUCAUGAGAGUAGGUAGGUUCCUCAAGCUUUCAUUAAAGGAUCUUUAGACUUUCCAGUCCUUUCCAGGGGAUCCUUUUAUAUAAUCAUCUCACUUGUAAAUAACUGGAAAAUAUUACAUGAAACCAUCAUAGUCAGAUUUUACAGCAUUUGGUAUGUCUUAUGUCAACGGUGGAGCAUAGUAUAAUACAAUCAAUCAGUCUUUCGGAAGUGGAUAGCCACCUUUCCUGUCUUCCAACUUUCUUUCUUAUCCUUUCUGCUCUUUUGAUGUUUUCCUGGGCUCUGAUAACUUUCCCCUUAAGCCCAUGUAAUGACUGUUAUAAAGCUGCAAGCUUAAAUUAUUUUAAUUAUGUGAAGCAAUAGUUCAACUCUCUGGGCAGCUUUUAAUUACCUGGGAGUAAAAACACUACUCUUGUGUCUACCUGAAACACUUCUUUGCAAAAAUUUAUCUUUGUAAGCUAACCCAAUCAGGUGUCUGUCCUUUACAGCCAAUUUCAGUAAGAAUGUCUAACACAUCAGUAUAAAAAAAAAAAAAAAAAAAACACAACAAUCAUCAAGGAUGGAAAUAGUGUGAUUUGUGUAAAGAACUUUUGCUGAAUUUACACAGUCCCACAGACAAAUGUGAUUUUCAUAAGAAGUCUGCACAACAACUAUGGUACAUAGAUAUUUUUAUUAAAAAUAUGGAGUAAAAAUAUUUUCAUUCUAAAUUAUAAGUAUAAAUUUGCACAUUAUUAAUAUAGAAGUUCAUUUUGUGUAUAUUUAACAUAUCCGUAAAACUGUUUUACAUUUACUAGCUACUUUAAAAAGGUUUUUUAACCUCUGCAAAAACAGAAAUGUUUUUAAAUUAUCAAUAACAUAACCUUAUUUUGUUUCACUUAACAUGUACUGCCUUUGUAAAAAGAAAUUUAAUAUAGAAUGUAUUUUUAAAGUGUCUGAAUAUAAAAUAGCUCUAAGAAAACAAAUGAUUACUGAACAUGUUUUGUAUUCUUUCUGGCUUUGGAUUAUACAUAAGGUAAAAUUGCCUUAAAUAAUGUGGACGACUGAGAAUGAAACCAUUUUGCCUACUACACUAUGAAUCUGUUCACAUAACUCUGAUUGACUACUAACUUCCGAUUUGUGUAUUUAUUAAAAAGCUGACACUGUAUAUUGUGAGAUGUUUAUUUUUCUAACAGAGCUUAUAACAGUUAGGACAAGGCAUUUAAUUAAUGUACCCUUCUGUUUAAAUGUAGGUGUUAAUAUGAAAUUUUGUUUUAAAAUAAAAUUGUAGAAAUCUAAUAAAGAUGUAAAGAAUA
Molecule: messenger RNA, 8274 nt
Organism: Nannospalax galili (Upper Galilee mountains blind mole rat)
Lineage: Eukaryota; Metazoa; Chordata; Mammalia; Rodentia; Spalacidae
Gene: Itgb8
Product: integrin subunit beta 8
Exons: 14
Coding region: 471-2777 (768 amino acids)
Biological process (GO): cell migration; cell adhesion mediated by integrin; integrin-mediated signaling pathway
Cellular component (GO): focal adhesion; cell surface; integrin complex
Molecular function (GO): integrin binding
Source: RefSeq, a predicted model, not a curated record